This is a messenger RNA of Xyrauchen texanus (razorback sucker), 1339 nucleotides long. RefSeq names its product NADH dehydrogenase [ubiquinone] iron-sulfur protein 8, mitochondrial-like. The transcript is spliced from 7 exons. The record is from RefSeq and is a predicted model, not a curated record. Gene Ontology annotation, biological process: mitochondrial respiratory chain complex I assembly; mitochondrial electron transport, NADH to ubiquinone. Gene Ontology annotation, cellular component: membrane. Gene Ontology annotation, molecular function: NADH dehydrogenase activity; 4 iron, 4 sulfur cluster binding. The coding region runs from base 119 to 751 and encodes 210 amino acids. NCBI's taxonomy places the organism in Eukaryota, Metazoa, Chordata, Actinopteri, Cypriniformes, Catostomidae.
AAGAAGAAGAUAAUCUAAUGUGUGACCUCACUUCCGGCGUUCUGCUUGUGCAUUUUCAUAAUCGUCCGCUGUUCUGGUUGAGAAGGCCAAAUAGCGACUGUCCGUGGACUUCUUUAAGAUGUCUGCAGCAUUACGUCUGCUCUACACCGUAUCCAGGCCAGGGUCAUUACUGGCCAGUCAAAAUCUUGCACGUCCUCUCAGCCUAUCAGCGCACAGAGCGGGGAUCAAGUAUGUCAACAAUGAGGAGGAAGCUACAGAUAUGAAGUCUAUCACGGACCGUGCGGCUCAGACUCUUCUGUGGACAGAGCUGUUCAGAGGUUUGGGAAUGACUAUGAGCUAUCUCUUCCGUGAGCCUGCCACAAUUAACUACCCAUUCGAGAAGGGCCCUCUUUCUCCCCGUUUCCGUGGUGAACAUGCACUGCGCAGGUAUCCCUCUGGAGAGGAGCGUUGCAUUGCGUGUAAACUAUGUGAGGCCAUCUGCCCAGCACAGGCCAUCACAAUUGAGGCAGAGCCUCGUGCUGAUGGCAGCAGGCGAACAACGCGCUAUGACAUAGACAUGACCAAAUGCAUCUACUGUGGCUUUUGCCAGGAAGCUUGCCCUGUAGAUGCCAUUGUAGAGGGCCCCAACUUUGAGUUCUCCACAGAGACUCACGAGGAACUGCUGUAUAAUAAGGAGAAACUCCUCAACAAUGGAGACAAGUGGGAGGCUGAGAUUGCUGCCAACAUCCAGGCUGACUAUCUGUACAGAUAAACAGUAAUACAGGCUGUCUUAUUUCAACACAGACAGUGAAAUAAAAGCAAUUACCAAUAGUCAAAUAUUCAAUGGAAUAAGGUAGAUUUGGUUUUAGACCGUUAUGCUGAGUGCAUCUUGAAGCCCAGAGACUGAUUAUUUUGAAGGUGCACAUUCUGAUUUCUCUUUCAGUGUGAACAUACUGUUUAACUUCAACCUUCACACAUUCAUGUCCAUAAAACACAGUCUUAUAGUGGUGCCUCAUACUGAAACAUGUCUUUGUACAUCAGAGCUCUAAUUUUUAGCAGAGCCUAAUGACAGGCAAACCUAGUUGUUCUGGAAAACUGAAAUGGGUGAUGCACCAUUGUAAGGCCCAAGUUAAAUCCUCAUUUCAAGACCGACGAUCCAUCCUCCCCACUUUCUCCCUUCUUCCUUGGAUAUUCUGUCUGUCUAGAGGAUUUAAAUGAAGGAAGAAGUGUUACAAAUAAAAGCUCUUCAGCAAGUGUGUUCCUUACAGAUAAACAGUUUUGUUUGUCCUUGUGAGAAUUGUACAAAGACGAAAUACUUGUGGACCGUGUGUAAUGAAUAAAUUAAUACUCUAUCCAAACC